AUAUUCAUUUAUCGGAGGAAAUUAGGAUAAAGGUUAAUCACGAAGAUGGAGAAUAAUUCUAUGGACCUGUUUUGCGGCUCUACAUUUUGGGAUUCAAACCUAACUUGGUACACCGAGGACCCAGAAAUAACGCCAUGUUUUCAAAAAACAGUGCUGGUAUGGGCACCGUGCAUAUUCCUCUGGAUAUUUUCGUUGCUGGAAACGUAUUAUCUGAUAAACAGCAAAAGAAAAAAUAUUCCUUAUACCUGGAAGUUUAUUUCCAAAGGAGUACUUACAAUUGUUCUUAUAGUACUUAGCAUUGUUGAUUUAGCAGUAGCAAUACAUAAUAGCAAUUAUACGACAGUUUUCAAUGUUGAAUAUUACACGCCGUUUAUUAAAAUCAUUACCUUUGGUUUAGCAUUAUUAUUGAUGCAUUACAAUAGGAAAUGUGGAAUGCGAACUUCUGGAUUGUUGUUUUUGUUUUGGUUCUUAUUGGCCUGUUGUGGUGCCGUACAAUUCAGAAGUCUUAUCAGGGAUUAUAAUAAUCAACCUGAGCUGCCUUACUCUUUUGUAUCAUACAUGAUAUAUUACCCAGUGGUAUUGGUAUUACUAUUGCUCAAUUUUCUUGUGGAUGCAGAGCCGAAAUUUUCACGAUACGGUCAGGUGGAAAGACCAUGUCCGGAGCAAGCUGCGUCGUAUCCAUCAAGAAUAUUGUUCGCUUGGUUCGAUGGACUGGCGUGGAAGGGUUUCAAAAAGCCCUUGACUACCUCUGACUUGUGGUCGAUGAACCCGGAGGAUACCGCAGCGGAAAUAGUUCCGAAGUUCAAUAAAUAUUGGACGAGAAAUAUGCAAAAAUGUGACAACCAGAGUACCAAGGCCUCAUUUCGCAAAGCCUCUGGCCAAGUUGACUUCGACAGUACCCGGAAGAGAAAAGUCGCAUCUGUUAUUAUACCUCUAUACAAAAUAUUUGGUCCAACUCUUCUUUUUGGCGCGUUACUUAAAUUAUCACAAGAUAUAAUGACGUUUAUCAGUCCUCUAGUAUUAGGAUUACUUAUAAACUUUGUAUCAGGAAAAGAAGAAAUGUGGAAGGGUUAUUUUUACUCCGUUCUUCUUCUGCUAACAGCGAUAUCUCAAACAUUAGUCUUGUCGCAGUACUUCAACCGGAUGUUUAUCGUGGGCAUGAGAAUGCGCACAGCCCUUGUCGCGGCUAUUUAUCGUAAAGCGCUUAGAAUGUCAAACGCCGCACGUAAAGAAUCAACAGUGGGUGAAAUAGUAAAUUUGAUGUCCGUGGAUGCGCAACGAUUCAUGGACUUGAUGCCGUACAUCAACAUGAUCUGGUCAGCGCCUUUGCAAAUCGGGGUUGCGCUUUACUUCCUCUGGGGUGAGCUAAAUGCUGCUGUUUUUGCUGGUCUAGCUGUCAUGAUUGUUCUUAUUCCAAUAAACGCCUUUAUUGCCAAUAAAGUCAAGACUUUGCAGAUAAAACAAAUGAAGAGCAAAGACGAAAGAGUUAAACUCAUGAAUGAAGUAUUAAACGGCAUUAAAGUACUUAAAUUAUACGCAUGGGAGCCGUCAUUUGAGCAACAAAUUUUAAAAAUAAGAAGUAAAGAAAUAAAGGUAUUAAAAGAAGCGGCAUAUCUUAACGCGGGAACAAGUUUUAUAUGGUCCUGCGCUCCGUUUUUAGUUUCUUUCGUGUCAUUUGCUACCUAUGUCUACAUUGACCCUACAAAUGUCCUGGACAGCAAGAAAGCUUUUGUGUCUUUGAGUUUAUUUAAUAUCCUGCGGUUCCCGCUGUCAAUGCUACCCAUGGUGAUAAGCAACUUUGUACAGGCGAUGGUUUCCAUCAAACGAAUAAAUGCAUACAUGAAUGGGGAAGAAUUAGAUCCAAAUAACGUUCAACAUGAUCAAUCAGAACUACACCCAUUGAUUAUUGAGAAUGGGAGUUUCACGUGGGACUCUGAGACUCCAGACAGGCCUACGUUGAAGAACAUAAACCUGCAAGUGCAGCAAGGACAGUUGGUGGCUGUUGUGGGAACAGUUGGAUCAGGUAAGAGUUCACUGAUAUCGGCUUUCCUUGGAGAAAUGGAACGAAUUAGCGGGAGAGUCAAUACCAAAGGAUCAAUAGCUUACGUUGCUCAGCAAGCAUGGAUCCAAAAUGCAACUUUGCAAGACAACAUUUUAUUUGGGAAACCUAUGGACAAAGCUCUGUAUGCUAAAGUAAUUGAUGCGUGUGCUCUUGGUCUGGAUAUCAAAAUGCUGCCGGCUGGAGAUCAAACGGAAAUCGGCGAGAAAGGAAUAAAUUUAUCUGGUGGGCAAAAACAAAGAGUUGCUCUUGCUCGAGCUGUUUACACUGACUGCGAUAUUUAUUUUCUUGAUGAUCCUCUCAGUGCCGUUGACUCUCAUGUCGGAAAACAUAUUUUUGAAAAUGUCGUUGGACCCAGUGGUUUGCUGAAAAAAAAGACACGUGUACUUGUAACUCAUGGUAUUACUUAUUUGCCGGAAGUCGAUAAUAUUAUUGUGUUGAAAGACGGUGAGAUAACGGAAAGCGGGACAUACAAACAGUUGAUGGAAAAACGAGGAGCUUUUGCUGAUUUUCUCAUUCAGCAUCUUCAAGAAAUCAAGCCUGAGGAUGUGCCGGAAACUGAGCUGACGGAAAUUAAGCAACAACUUGAGUCGACUAUUGGACCUGAAGAACUUCAACAGAAAUUAACGAAAGCACGAUCUAGAUUGUCUAUCACUCACAGCGAGUCUGGAUCCAUUGAUCAAAAAUCAUUGACCGGUUCUUUACAUAGGCAACAAUCAGUAGAUAGUCAAAAAUCGGUUAAUAUCAUGCGCAGUUCUAGCAUCAAGGACAAUUCACUUACAGUAAAAGCCGGUGAGAAAAUAAUUGAAGCUGAAAAAACCGAAACCGGAAGUGUAAAAUUACGCGUGUACGCUCAUUAUUUAAAAUCAAUCGGUUGGUUUUUGUCAAUAUCAACAAUAAUAAUGAAUGCCAUUUUCCAAGCAUUCAGUAUUGGAUCAAACAUCUGGAUCAGUGACUGGUCAAAUGACAAGACAGUUGUUGUCAAUGGAACAGUUGAUGACUCUAAAAAACUCACGUAUGUCUCUGUGUACGGAGGUCUAGGUCUGGGUCAAGCAAUUUUUGUGCUUGUUGCACAGCUGAUUUCGGCUGUUGGCUGUCUGCGAAGCAGUAAAAUGCUGCAUGAUGAAUUAGUAUCUGGUGUACUACGUUUACCUAUUGGAUUUUUCGAUACCACGCCGUCUGGCAGACUAUUAAAUCGUUUUGGCAAGGACGUUGAUGUUGUCGACAAUGUAUUACCGAUGAAUCUUAGAACAUGGUUACUUUGCCUCGCAGGGGUGAUUGCUACACUUGUAGUAAUAAGUUACAGUACACCGAUAUUUAUAUCAGUGAUAGUACCUAUCGGUGUUAUUUAUUAUUUCAUUCAACGUUUUUACGUUGCGACUUCACGUCAAUUAAAACGUUUAGAAUCAGUAUCAAGAUCUCCUAUUUAUUCUCAUUUUGGUGAAUCCAUAACAGGUGCUCAAACAAUACGUGCAUUUAAUGUACAAGAAAGAUUUAUCUAUGAAUCAGAACGUCGAGUUGAUUUCAAUCAAAUGUGUUACUACCCAGGUAUUAUAAGUAAUAGAUGGCUGGCGGUGAGAUUAGAAAUGUUGGGUAACAUGAUAAUAUUUUUUGCCGCAAUAUUUUCUGUACUUGGAAGAGACUCAUUGAGUCCUGGUCUUGUUGGUCUGUCAAUUAGUUACGCACUUCAGAUAACGCAGACAUUAAAUUGGCUGGUGAGAAUGACAUCAGACGUCGAGACAAAUAUCGUCGCUGUUGAAAGAAUAAAAGAGUACGGAGAAACACCACAGGAAGCCGCAUGGGAAAUUCUUAGUACGGCUCCACCAAAAGACUGGCCUUCAGAAGGCCGCGUCGAGUUUCGUGAUUACAAAGUCCGCUACCGAGAGGGUCUUGAUCUUGUGCUCAAUGGGAUAAGUUUCGCCGUGAACGGCGGGGAGAAGAUUGGAAUUGUCGGGCGUACCGGAGCCGGCAAGUCAUCUUUGACGUUGUCACUAUUCAGAAUAAUUGAGGCGGCUGCGGGUAAAAUAUUCAUCGACGGCAUCGACAUAUCCAAGCUUGGUCUCCAUGCAUUGAGAUCAAGGCUCACAAUUAUCCCUCAGGACCCAGUUCUCUUCUCGGGCACUCUGCGUCUCAACUUAGAUCCCUUUGACUCGCACACUGAUGAACAAAUUUGGCAGGCGCUUGAACACGCGCACUUGAAAGCGUUUGCCAAAACUCUUCCCAAUGGACUCAUGUACUCGGUGUCCGAGGGUGGGGACAAUUUGAGUGUCGGUCAGCGGCAAUUAAUUUGUUUGGCUAGAGCUCUAUUAAGAAAAACUAAAAUUCUCAUACUGGAUGAGGCUACUGCUGCUGUUGAUCUAGAGACAGAUGAUCUUAUUCAACAGACGAUCAAAGAAGAAUUUAAAGACAGUACUGUUCUUACAAUUGCUCAUAGACUUAAUACGAUAGUUGAUUCGGACAGGGUAAUUGUUUUAGAUAAGGGAGUUAUAACAGAGUUCGAUAAACCGGAAGUUUUAAUGCAAACACCGACCAGCGCAUUUCACAGUAUGGCUAAAGACGCCGGAAUGGUCGCGUAAUUUAUCAAUAAAUUUUAAUUAAUAUUAUUUUUUAUCAUUAUUAAAUAAAUAUUUUUAUUCACCAAAAAACGCACACUCCAUUUCUUCAGUGCGUUGGUAACAGAUGACGAUUCACACAGCAUAUGAAGAAAGUAUUAAAUUUAAAAUACUCGGCAAAUUAUUUUUAAAAAAUAUAUAAAUCAAAACUGUCAUUGUAUUUAAACUUUAAAUUUAACCUCAGCCAUUUAACUUAAAUAGGCCACAUUGCUACUUAACCGAGAGUUAUUACAUUGACUACUGCCAAUCUAGUAAUUAAAAAAAUUAACUAUUUAAUUAACUAUUUAAAAUUAUUGUUUAAUGAUUUAUCACUGAGAUUUACAAAUAAUUAGUCUUGUCUUGUUUUUUUAUUGUUGUUAUCACUUCAAUUGUCUUUUAUUGCCGACUAUGUAUAAUUUUAUAUUUAUAUAUAAUUUUUAUUUGUAUACUUAAACUUUUUUUUUGUAAUUUAUAGUUAUCGAAAAAAUAUCACGAACUAGGGAUAGAUUGUCAUUAAUUUUGUUUUUAUUUUUGGUGUAAUAUAAAUUAUUAUUACAAUGCACCUUUUGCCUUUUAUCAAGUGAUAAAGUAAGAAUUUUUAAGUACAAUCUAGUAAUAAUUAAAAUUUUAGGGCAUUCUCAGACAGUACCCCUCCGCUUUUUUUUGAAAUUUUAGAUAAACUGUCAUAAGUGUCAAAAUUUUAUCGAUUAAUUAAAAAAUAAAUUGAAGAAAGGCCAAUUUCACUGAGAUAUAUAAUUUUCAAAAAAUUAAUUACAGUUUUUAUCAAAUAGAAGUUGAACAAAAUUUUAGCUUAUGAAAUUUCAAAAUUCUAAUUACAAAAUUUGCUUAAAAAAUUUCGUUCAACUCCUAAUUGGUGACAGCUGUCAAUAAUUUUUUAAAAAUUUUAUCUCAGCGAAAUUACAACUCCGUUGUCUUUUUUUUAUGAAUGCUUCCAUUUUUUUUUAAAUUAUUAACAAAAUUUUAAUUUAAAAAAAAAGUGGGGACACUGUUUGAUAAUGGCCUUAAUUAACUGAACAAAAAAUAACUUCAAACGAAUUACUAUAAUAAUAAUAAUAACAAUAAUAUUAGAUAAUUUUAUUUUUAAUGUAAUUUAAAAAAAAACGAAUGUAGAAUUUAAUUACUAAUUAUUGUUUACCACGUUAUCAAAAGCUUAAAAAUAAUCUAUUACACGUUAUAUUUUAAUUAACUGACAUGUGAAUCCUCUAUGCAAAGUAGAUAAGUUAAGUAGCGAUAAAAGAAAAAAGAAAAAUAAAAAAAAUAUUUGUACCUAAUUAUCAUGUACUUACCUUUUAUGUGGCAAGUACUUUUAAUUAAUUUAUUAAAAUAAUACACUUCUAUAUAUGCGCUCAUAUUUUAUUUUUCGGUAAUAAAAAAAUUUUUUAAAAAACA
Molecule: messenger RNA, 6060 nt
Organism: Microplitis demolitor
Lineage: Eukaryota; Metazoa; Arthropoda; Insecta; Hymenoptera; Braconidae
Gene: MRP
Product: multidrug resistance-associated protein 1
Exons: 12
Coding region: 46-4635 (1529 amino acids)
Biological process (GO): transmembrane transport
Cellular component (GO): membrane
Molecular function (GO): ATP binding; ABC-type transporter activity; ATP hydrolysis activity
Source: RefSeq, a predicted model, not a curated record